GACGGUGGCGGAGGCUGCAGUAUUGAAUCAACAACCGCGCACGAACCAUCGCCUCCGUCGACCGAAUAUAACUAUUUCUAUUAUUAUUAUUAUUCGGCGUCCACUUAAACAUCAUCACAUAAUAUCGUUAUAUUUCACCAGUAGUUAAAAAUGCAGACCACUCAACUCUCAGUCAGCGCGCUGCUGGUGUUGUCACUCCUAGUAACCGGAUGCCUUUGCAGACCACAAGACUCCAACAGUAAACCGUCACAGGAUGGAGUCAAACCGCUGGAAAGUGUGACUGGACAGACGACUUCGUCCAACCGGAUGAGCAGACUUCAAAAGCCCUCACAAGUUUUGAAUACGGGCUUUGACGAGAUCGUCGUCGAGUCAAAUUUACAAGUGCACAACCGAGUUGGAUCUAAAACCAAAUCAAAAAUCAUGUUGCCUUCUAACUCGACGGCCGCGGCUACUUCGAUGCAAACCAACAAAUCGGCCAGAUCCUUGCUGGUGUGACGCGUGCCCCGGUGUACUUACAUCUGAAACCAUAUAACACAGAUGUAUAAUAAUAUAAUAAUAUAUACCUGUCUUAAUAUUAUUUAACAUAACUCACGCACAAUGUCUUAACCCGGAUAAUAUAUUUUUAUUCAAAACGCAUCGCGUUUCGAUAAGCGUUACGUUCAACAAUUAAUGCACCGAACAUGUUUGUAAUAAUAAAAUAAUAUAAUUUAAAAUAUUAUAUUUAUUUAUGAGUCAAUAUGAAAAAAAAAACAUGAGUUAAUAUUGAGUUGUAAUUAUGAGUAUGAUUGUUUAUGGAAACUAAAAUUUAAAAAAAUUAACGGUUAUAUAAAAUAUUAUUUUACUACAACUAAGCUUUCUUCCUUCAUAUAUUCCUAUAGAUUUUUAUUAUUAUUUUUCGCCAGUCACCUAUAUUUUAUUAUAUUAUAGAUAAAAAUGUACGAUAAGUUUAAAAAAAUUUUUGAUUUUCACAUUAGCAUAAUAUUGAAACAAUAUUAACAUUUUCAAUGAAUAAUCUAAAUUAUAUUAUAAUAUGUUAACAAGAACUACAGUUAAUCCAGAUUAUAACUAUUAUUUUGUGUUUGUAUAAUAAGAAAAAAUAUAAUAAAUAAUAAGCUGAGUCUUAAGAAACUUUUAAGUUAUUCAACACUUUUUUACACUGUAUACUUGUUUCGGUUACUUAAUAUAAUGUUAAGUUAAAUUAUA
This is a messenger RNA of Aphis gossypii (cotton aphid), 1203 nucleotides long. RefSeq lists its product as uncharacterized. The record is from RefSeq and is a predicted model, not a curated record. NCBI's taxonomy places the organism in Eukaryota, Metazoa, Arthropoda, Insecta, Hemiptera, Aphididae. The coding region runs from base 151 to 495 and encodes 114 amino acids. The transcript is spliced from 2 exons.